AUGGCGACCAUGCUCCGGACCUCCACUUCUUCCUCCACCUCCACUUCCGCCUCGCGCGUCCUCGGUAUCCGAAGCUUUGCCACCAAGUCGGAUCGCGCGGCCGCUCCUUUGGCGCUCGCUCAACGACUCUCCGGCAAGCAUUUCAUCGGUGGUCUGCGACCGGCCAAGAGCGGAGCCGUGUUCGACGUCCACAACCCGGCCACCGGCGAGACCAUCGGCCACGCCGCCCUCGGCGAUGAGGCCGACAUCAACGACGCCGUCACCCUGGCCUCGCGCGCCCAGAAGGAGUGGCGCGAGCAGUCCGUGCGAGCUCGCGGUGCCCUGGUGGCCAAGUGCGGCGAGGUGCUGCGCGCCCACGUCGAGGAGCUCGCCCAGCUCACCUCCCUCGAGACCGGCAAGGCGAUUCGUACGGAGAGCAGGGUCGAGGCGGGUCUGAUUUCGGACACGUUCAGCUUCUUCGGCGGAUUGGCGCCGGAGAUCAAGGGCCAGACCAUCCCCUUCAACCCCAGCGUCCUCACCUACACCUCCCGCGAACCCGUCGGCGUCGUCGGCGCCAUCAUUCCCUGGAACGCACCGCUGCUGCUCUUUGCGCUCAAGCUGGCGCCCGCUCUCGUGGCCGGUAACGCGGUGGUCCUCAAGUCCGCCGAGGCCGCCCCCUUCGGUGUGCUGCGCGUGACGGAGCUCCUCAACCAGGUGCUGCCUUCCGGUCUCGUCAGCACGGUCUCAGGAUACGGCAAGCAGGCGGGUACUCCGCUGGUGAGGCACCCGCUGGUGAAGAAGGUCACCUUCACCGGCUCCGUCGACACCGGACGCGAGAUCUACAAGCAGGCUGCGGAGAAGCUGAUCCCGGUCACGCUCGAGCUGGGAGGCAAGUCGCCCAUGAUCGUGCUGGAGGACGCCAACUUCGAGAAGGCCGUCAACGGCGCCAUUCUCUCCAUGCGCUUCACUCGUCAGGGUCAAUCGUGCACGGCGGCGAGCCGCAUCUAUGUGCACGAGGCCAUCCACGACAAGUUCGUCGCUGCCCUCACCGAGAAGAUCAACGCCCUCAAGGCACCUUUCCCUCUCCCCCUCUCCUUCGUCGAAACACUGCUAACCGAGCGUAUGGGCGACCCGCUGGACGAGGCGACCGACAUCGGCACGGUGAUCUCGAAGCCCCAGCUGGACAAGAUCCAGCGCUACAUCGCCCUGGGCAAGGGCGAGCAGGGCGCCACCGCCCACGAAUGCUCCGCCCUCCCCACCGACGCUUCGCUCAGCAAGGGUCUGUACGUGAGGCCGGUGGUGUUCACGGGCAUCUCCAACCAGUCGCGCGUGGCGCGUGAGGAGAUCUUCGGCCCCGUCACCUGCGUCUUCAAGUUCAACGACUUCGACGCGGUGCUGGACGAGGCCAACUCGACCGAGUACGGCCUGUCGGCCAGCGUGUGGACCAACGACCUCCAGAAGGCCCUCCACGCCACCCGCAAGCUCGAAGCCGGUGUGGUGCAGGUGAACCAGAACGCGGUGGUGCAGCCCAAUCUGCCGGUGGGCGGGUGGAAGGUGUCGGGCCUGGGCCGCGAGGGCUCGCUCGAGACCAUGCUGGAGCACUUCACCCACUCCAAGACCGUGGCCAUCAACUUUGCCUAA
Molecule: messenger RNA, 1620 nt
Organism: Acanthamoeba castellanii str. Neff
Lineage: Eukaryota; Discosea; Longamoebia; Acanthamoebidae
Product: betaine aldehyde dehydrogenase
Exons: 16
Coding region: 1-1620 (539 amino acids)
Molecular function (GO): aldehyde dehydrogenase (NAD+) activity
Source: RefSeq, a predicted model, not a curated record